AUGGCGACUUCUUUCGCACCAUUAUCCAUUUCAGUUGGUGGAUCUCAUCUCAAGUCAUCUGAGCUGUUUUCAGCAAAGCGUAAUUCAUCUCUGGUUGGACCUAAGCUUGCUGUUCAAAGGAAAUCAAACAUUGUGAGCAGAAGGACCCUCACUUCACCCAUUCGUGCAGAAUACCGUGAUAACAGAGAAGGUGGAGGCGGGGAAUUGAUUGCUGGCUUUCUUCUGGGUGGUGCUAUUUUUGGAACCCUAGCUUAUGUUUUUGCUCCCCAGAUCAGAAGAUCUUUGCUAGAUGAAAAUGAAUAUGGGUUUCGGAGGGCCAGAAAACCAAUAUAUUAUGACGAAGGGCUAGAGCAGGGGACCAAGGAGACCUUGAAUGAAAAAAUAGGCCAACUAAACUCUGCCAUUGAAAAUAUAUCUUCACGUCUGAGAGGCAACAAGAAGAAAGUACCUGCUGCUGUCCCUAAAGAAAGUGAUCCUGAAGCUGAAUUUACUGUGUGA
This is a messenger RNA of Vicia faba (fava bean), 498 nucleotides long. Lineage: Eukaryota; Viridiplantae; Streptophyta; Magnoliopsida; Fabales; Fabaceae. The record is from the annotation of a GenBank genome assembly.